Molecule: messenger RNA, 537 nt
Organism: Enterobius vermicularis (human pinworm)
Lineage: Eukaryota; Metazoa; Nematoda; Chromadorea; Rhabditida; Oxyuridae
Source: the annotation of a GenBank genome assembly
GAACGUUAUGGUGCUGAAGUACAUUACACCGUGUUUAAUUUCGACAACGAUAAUUAUGAAGCACUGUCAUCCGAGAUGAAGCAAAUUGAAAUUGGGAUAUUGAUAAACUGUGUCGGAACAGGACCACAAUCAGUAGCAAAUCUAAUAGAUCAACCAGAAGAUCAAGCAUCGCAAAUUAUACGUGUUAACUUAAUGUCAACUAUCAAGGGUUGGCGGCCAUUACCGUACAUGUCUUCGUAUCCGGCAAGCAAAGCAGCAAUCAACUUCUUCACAUCUGCAUUACAAGAUGAGUUUAGGAACUCCAAUAUACAUGUUCAGUGCCUGGUUCCGCUGCUCGUCGCAACAAAGAUUGCCUUCUAUAGUGCUCAUAAAGGGUCAUUCUGGAUUGUAACGGCGAAAGAUUUUGCGAAACAAGCAGUACGUUUAAUUGGCAAUCAUGAUUUAGCCACCGGAUGUAUCCAACAUGAUAUCCAGGUGCUUUCUUGUAUUUUUUAUUGGUUAUUCGUUUUUCUGCUGUUCUUUUGUAAAUCUUUAUAG